Molecule: messenger RNA, 325 nt
Organism: Coniophora puteana RWD-64-598 SS2
Lineage: Eukaryota; Fungi; Basidiomycota; Agaricomycetes; Boletales; Coniophoraceae
Exons: 3
Coding region: 28-201 (57 amino acids)
Source: RefSeq, a predicted model, not a curated record
ACAUAUUCCCUCGUUUUCACGUCGGAUAUGUACAAUACCAUGUUCAGAGAGGAUCCGCUGGACCCCGAGAAGGGCAGGAGAUACAGAGAAAAAGUGCUGCCUGGUUCGACGAAGGAUGAGGAGGAUCUGCAUGCUGACUUCUUGGGUCGGCCUGCGAACGCUGAGGCAUUCUCGCAGGAGCUGUUUAGUCAGCCAGUCUGACUCAACUGUUGCGGUAUAAAGCCAUGGGCAUCUUGAUCUUAUAGACCCACCUUGCCGAUAGCAUCCGCAUCCUCAGGAUUCGCGUACCCUCGAACUGUAAGGCAGUGAACAUGCGGCGGUUCCG